Molecule: messenger RNA, 1439 nt
Organism: Lactuca sativa (garden lettuce)
Lineage: Eukaryota; Viridiplantae; Streptophyta; Magnoliopsida; Asterales; Asteraceae
Product: GTP-binding protein YPTM2
Molecular function (GO): GTP binding; GTPase activity
Source: RefSeq, a predicted model, not a curated record
GACUACUUAAUCCUUUUUAAUAUGAAUAUUUAAUUAUUUAUACAUUAAAAAAGUUUAUGAUAAUAGUUUUUAUUAAAUAAUAUUAGCUACAACAAACCAAAAGUUCAUUCCUAACCAUUAUGGCAUUAUGGGUGCAAUAAUAAUAUAACAUGAACAAAAUUUGGAAUACUACAACAAAACAGAAAAACAAAAAUGUAUAAAUUACCCUUUUCAUGAUUCAUUCACGUCCCUUGCAUUUUGCGUGUUCCGUCCAUUUUCUCUCGCUCUCUCAUCGGAGCUUCAGUUCUCCUCCGGCAACGAUCCACAAGAUUCGCUGCUCCACGCUCAUUCUUUCCUGCGAUCAACAACCCCGCCAUGACGACUGAGUAUGAUUACCUGUUCAAGCUUUUGCUUAUUGGAGAUUCUGGAGUAGGAAAAUCAUGUCUACUUCUGAGGUUUGCUGAUGAUUCCUACUUGGAUAGUUACAUAAGCACCAUUGGAGUUGAUUUUAAAAUCCGUACCGUGGAACAAGAUGGCAAGACAAUUAAACUUCAAAUUUGGGACACAGCAGGACAAGAACGUUUUCGGACAAUUACAAGCAGCUACUACCGUGGGGCCCAUGGCAUUAUAGUGGUUUAUGAUGUAACAGACCAAGAAAGCUUUAAAAAUGUGAAACAAUGGUUAAGUGAAAUUGACCGUUAUGCAAGUGAGAAUGUGAACAAACUUCUUGUUGGAAACAAAUGUGAUCUCGUUCAAAAUAAAGUUGUGUCAACUGAAGCAGCCAAGGCAUAUGCUGAUGAAAUUGGAAUCCCUUUUAUGGAAGCAAGUGCAAAAGAGGCCACAAAUGUGGAACAAGCUUUCAUGGCCAUGGCUGCUUCAAUCAAAAAUAGGAUGGCAAGUCAACCGUCCAUGAGUAAGUCAAGGCCUCCAACUGUUAAUAUUCGUGGACAGCCCGUUCAGCAGAGUGGUGGAUGCUGCUCUUCUUCAUGAGCAAAUAAAAAAUUUUAGAGUUAGAAUGAAUGUUAAUAUUCGUGGACAGCCCGUUCAGCAGAGUGGUGGAUGCUGCUCUUCUUCAUGAGCAAAUAAAAAAUUUUAGAGUUAGAAUGAAUCCCUUCUUCCUGACCUUAUAUUUCACUAAUUGUAAAAAAAAAAAAAAAAAAAAAAAAAAAAAAAAAAAAAAAAAACAGAAUAUUUUGUUUUCUUGAUGAGAAAUUGGGUUCAGCUGAGCUAAACCAGUAGUUAUUAUCUGGUUUAUUGGUAGUGAGGUUUUGUGAUGAUUUAAAAGAUUAUUUCAAUAUUUUGGCUUUGUGGUUUAAGGUCUCAGCUUGAACUGAAUCACAUAUUAAAACUUUAAAAAAGACUUGGUAGAGAGUUAUGGUCUCUAAUAUAUUAAAUCCUUAAAAAAAAAUUAUUGCUAUGAAAUGGACUUACAGCUCAUCUCAAAUCAGUUUUUCACUGAC